AUGGCACCCACUACAAGGAAAGGAGCAUCUCUGCGGCAGCUGCAGAUGCAGUUGGAGGACAUAACGCUUUCCUUUGACGACAUUGCAUCUUUCAUCCAGAAAUUCGAUGACCAGACUACAGCUUCACAAGUUGAAGUUCGUUUGGAGAAAAUUGAUACGUUAUGGGAGAAAUUCAGUGGCGCUUCAGUGGAACCGAAAUCGCAUGAAGAUUUUGAAGACGAGGAGAAGUGUUUCGAGAAACUGCGGGAUAAGGUUAAGGAACUGCAUGAGCCGUCCGAUUUGGAACAAUCCGUUCGUGAACCGUCUAUGCUGGGUGUUCUCGAUCACGUUCGUUUACCGCAGAUCAAGCUGCAAACGUUCAGCGGGGAAAUCGAUGAAUGGUUGAGCUUCAGGGAUUUAUUCACCUCAUUGAUUUACUGGAGAACCGAUUUGCCAAAUGUGGAGAAAUUCCAUUACUUGAAAGGAUGUCUUCAAGGUGAACCGAAAAGUAUGGUCGAUUCGCUGAAGAUUACCAAAGUCAAUUAUCAGAUCUCUUGGGACACCUUGUGUAAGCGAUACAACAACAACAAGUUGCGGGAGAAGAAGCAAGUUCAAGCUUUGUUCAAGCUUCUGACCCUCUCCAUGGAAUCCAUAUCCGAGUUGCGAACUCUAGUAGAAGGUUUCGAUCGGAUCGUCCAAACGCACGAUCAAAUCGUGAAUCCGGCCGACUAUAAGAACUUGUUAGUAUAUUAUGCGCCUGGACCCAUACACCCGCCGCGCAUGGGAAGAAUGUGCGGCUACUAA
Aedes albopictus (Asian tiger mosquito) is the source of this 783-nucleotide messenger RNA. RefSeq lists its product as uncharacterized. Bases 1 to 783 code for a protein of 260 amino acids. Lineage: Eukaryota; Metazoa; Arthropoda; Insecta; Diptera; Culicidae. The transcript is spliced from 2 exons. The record is from RefSeq and is a predicted model, not a curated record.